Messenger RNA from Tauraco erythrolophus (red-crested turaco), 2044 nucleotides. The record is from RefSeq and is a predicted model, not a curated record. Lineage: Eukaryota; Metazoa; Chordata; Aves; Musophagiformes; Musophagidae.
GCACUGGACAAGGCAAGAGAAGGACGCACCACGGUUGUUGUAGCUCAUCGACUGUCAACAGUCCGAAAUGCAGAUCUUAUAGCUGUGUUUGCAGGUGGAGUUAUCACAGAACAAGGGAAUCAUUUUGAAUUGCUUGAGAGAAAGGGAAUCUACUACAAACUCGUUAACAUGCAGGCAAUAGAAACUGAAGUUCCAACAUCAGAAAAAGAUGGGAAUGCACUUAGUGUCAAAAAAAGUGAAUCUGAACCAGAAUUUGAAGAAUCCUUAACAAAAGGAUUGAGAAGACGAUCAAUUCGGAGAAGCAUGAAAAAGCCAGGAGCACAAAACUAUGAUCCUGAUGAGAAAACUAGUACACCUGAUGAAGAAUUACCUCCAGCUCCAUUUCUGAAAAUUAUGAAGUUGAACAAAACUGAAUGGCCAUACUUUGUAGCUGGAACUUUAUGUGCAAUUAUCAAUGGAGCUUUGCAACCUGCAUUUGCAAUCAUAUUUUCAGAAAUUAUAGGGAUUUUUACAGAAACUAACAAGACCGUUUUAAGACAAAAGAGCAACUUAUAUUCAGCGCUGUUUUUAGUACUCGGGAUCAUUUCCUUUUUUACUUUCUUUUUUCAGGGUUUCACAUUUGGCAAAGCUGGAGAAAUUCUUACAAUGAGGCUUCGAUUCAUUGCAUUUAAAGCAAUGCUUAGACAGGAGAUGGGCUGGUUUGAUAACUCCAAAAAUAGCACUGGGGCAUUGACUACAAGACUUGCUAAUGAUGCCUCACAAGUGAAAGGAGCAACUGGUGUCAGACUAGCAUUAAUUGCCCAAAACAUAGCUAACCUGGGGACUGGAAUUAUUAUAUCAUUAGUUUAUGGCUGGCAGCUGACCCUGCUACUUUUAGCUGUUGUGCCAAUCAUUGCAGUGGCAGGAAUGAUUGAAAUGAAGAUGUUGGCCGGGCAUGCUAGAAAAGAUAAAGAAGAACUGGAAGCUGCAGGAAAGAUUGCCACAGAAGCCAUAGAAAAUAUCAGAACUGUUGUUAGUUUGACCCGAGAAAAAAAAUUUGAGUUGAUGUAUGGAGAACAUUUGCGUGUACCAUACAGAGUGUUUUCAGCUGUUGUAUUUGGUGCAAUGGCGUUAGGACAGACCAGCUCUUUUGCUCCAGACUAUGCUAAAGCCAAGAUAUCAGCAGCCCACUUGUUUCUGCUGUUUGAAAGAGUACCCUCGAUAGAUAGUUACAGCGAGGAAGGAGAGAAGCCUGAAACAUUUGGGGGAAACAUAACCAUCAAAAAUGUGGCAUUUAACUACCCAAACCGACCACAGAUCAAAAUCCUGCAAGGCUUGAAUCUAGAAGUAGAAAAAGGACAAACCCUGGCACUUGUUGGCAGCAGUGGCUGUGGAAAGAGCACUGUUGUUCAGCUGCUUGAGAGAUUUUAUGAUCCACUUGAUGGCGAAAUUCUUUUUGAUGGCAAAAAUGCAAAGACACUAAAUAUCCAGUGGCUGAGAGCUCAGAUUGGUAUUGUCUCACAAGAACCGAUCCUGUUUGACUGCACUAUUGCUGAGAACAUCGCAUAUGGAGAUAACAGUCGGCAAGUGUCACAUGAGGAGAUUGUUAAUGCAGCAAAAGAAGCCAACAUUCAUUCCUUCAUUGACUCUCUGCCAGAUAAAUACAAUACCUGUGUAGGAGACAAGGGAACUCAGCUUUCUGGUGGUCAGAAACAACGCAUCGCUAUUGCCCGAGCCCUUGUACGUCAGCCCCAAGUUCUGCUACUGGAUGAAGCUACGUCAGCCUUAGAUACAGAAAGUGAAAAGAUUGUCCAGGAAGCGCUGGAUAAAGCCAGAGAAGGUCGCACCUGCAUUGUGAUAGCUCACCGCCUUUCUACCAUCCAAAAUGCUGACAAGAUUGCCGUGGUCCAGAAUGGCAAGGUUGUAGAGCAAGGGACCCAUCAGCAGCUCCUGGCUGAAAAAGGCAUCUACUAUUCUCUGGUCAAUGUUCAAAGUGGGUCAUGCAACAUGUAAAUUAAAGGCAGUACUUAUCUCUGAAUUGUCACUGUAAUUAUUUCAAUACUGC